This is a messenger RNA of Umbelopsis ramanniana AG, 1643 nucleotides long. RefSeq lists its product as uncharacterized. Gene Ontology annotation, cellular component: endoplasmic reticulum; Golgi membrane. The transcript is spliced from 7 exons. The record is from RefSeq and is a predicted model, not a curated record. Bases 6 to 1529 code for a protein of 507 amino acids. Gene Ontology annotation, molecular function: mannosyl-oligosaccharide 1,2-alpha-mannosidase activity; calcium ion binding. Lineage: Eukaryota; Fungi; Mucoromycota; Umbelopsidomycetes; Umbelopsidales; Umbelopsidaceae. Gene Ontology annotation, biological process: N-glycan processing; carbohydrate metabolic process.
AAAAUAUGCGUUCAGUUGCAACGCUUAGUAUUAUAGCGCUCGCAGCCAUUAAUUCUUUCAAAGUCGAUGCUAGGCCCACAGCUGUAAACAGGGCAUCGUUGCUUGCAACCACCUCUGCAAAUGUCACUGAUGAUCCACGAGCUGAUGCUGUUAGGCAAGCCUUCUUGCACGGUUGGAAUGGCUAUGUAACAUACGCGUUCGGACACGAUGAAUUGCUUCCAGUCAGCAAGAAGCCAUCUGAUUCUCGAAACGGAUGGGGAGCCACCAUAUUUGAUGCUUUGGAUACAAUGCUCAUUAUGGGUUUGGACGAUGCAUACGAGAAGGCAAUGAGCCAUGUCGAAAAUGUCAACUUCCAGGCAUCUAAAGAGAACUCGAAGACAUUUGAAACAACCAUUCGGUACCUUGGUGGACUUUUGGCAGCCAAUGAUCUCCGACCAGAUCCUAUUUUACGCAAGCAAGCCCUUGCCUUGGUCGAAUAUGCUAUUAUGCCAGCCUUUGACACAGCUGAUGGUAUUCCGGCAUCUUAUGUGAAUGUCAAUACUGGCAAGGCUGUUCCUGGCAACAGUCUCGAUCUUGCCGAGUUUGGAUCUGUACAAAUGGAAAUGACACGUUUGUCACAAGUCACAGGGGUAUCAAAAUAUAUGGACGUUGCAAAUGAAGUUGUUACCAGAGUACAAAACACCAAAACACAACCUCCUGGUCUGUAUGCUAUCCAGUGGACUGAUCAACCAUUCGAACCAGAUCCGUCCGGUAUCAUCACCAUAAGUGGAGGUGGCGACAGUUACUACGAGUACUUGCUCAAAAAUUAUUUAUUGUUGGGCUCUACCGACGAUAGCCUCCUUUCCUCAUGGAAAACGUUUGUCGAUAGCAUGGAAACAUAUUUGCAGCAAGAAGACGAAUUUCAUCCUUUCACCUACCUUGCUGAUAUGGAAGCUGAUAAACUGAUCAGCCAGUCUGGGGAGUUGGUCUGUUUCGUACCAGGAAACAUCAUCUACGGAGCAAAACUACUGGGAAACAAAGAGUAUGCUACUUUUGCAAAGAAACUGAUGGAUAGCUGCUAUCAAAUUUGGGAAGGAACCGAAACAAACAUAGCUCCAGAAGGCUUCAAUUGGAUUCCCAAAGGUGCAUCUUUAGACAGCUAUACAGAUAGUCAGAUUUCUCAGGACAAGAAACGAGGAUUCUAUUUCAGUCCAAGGCAAGCUUCCUAUGAUUUGCGCCCAGAAACUGUCGAGAGCUUGUUCUACUUCUAUCGUAUUACAGGGGACAAGAGCUACCAAGAUAAGGCUUGGAAGAUAUUCGAGGCAAUCGAAAAGUACUGCCGUACUCCUGUGGGAUACAGCAGCCUCAUUAAUGUCGACAUUGCGAACCCAGGGUGGUCAGAUUUCCAAGAGAGUUUCUUAUUCGCCGAGACCUUCAAGUACCUGUUCCUCAUCUUUAGUGACACUUCCACUAUUUCUUUGAAUGAAUGGGUGUUCAACACGGAAGCGCAUCCAUUCAGACUUCCAUCCACUUUGAACAUUCAGAUAUAGAUUAUUUGACAGUUUGAGCAGCACGUAUCUUGAGGGGCUCAACAAGCAUCGCUUUAAUAUAGGAUAUCGUGAAGGUAUUUUUAAAUGACUGACCAGCUAAUAUUUUUAUUCUAC